AUGCCUUUUGGUCGCAAGAAUGCUCGGGCAACUUAUCAGAGGGCGAUGGUAGCUCUUUUUCACGACAUGAUGCACAAAGAGAUUGAAGUUUACGUGGAUGAUAUGAUCGCUAAAUCUAAAUCUGAAGAAGAACACCUCGUCAACUUAAGAAGAUUGUUUGAAAGGUUACAAAAGUUUAAACUCCGUUUAAAUCCGGCUAAAUGCACAUUCGGUGUGAAAUCGGGAAAGUUAUUGGGUUUCAUUAUUAGCCAAAAGGGGAUAGAGGUCGAUCCUGACAAGGUGAGGGCAAUAAUAGAAAUGCCAAUUCCCAACACGGAGAAGGAGCCUGAUUUUCCAGAUGAAGAUAUCAUGGCUUUGUUUGAAGAGAAUGAGGGACGCCAGGAUGAAAAGGCAUGGAUAUGGUUGUUCGAUGGUGCAUCUAAUGCAUUAGGGCAUGGAAUAGGGGCAAUGCUUAUUUCUCCGGAAAGUCAAUACAUACCAAUGACAGCAAGACUAUGUUUUAAUUGCACAAAUAAUAUUGCAGAAUAUGAGGCAUGUGCCAUGGGCAUUCGAGCAGCAAUUGAAUCAAAAGCAAAAUUUUUGAAGGUGUAUGGCGAUUCAGCUUUGGUUAUCCAUCAGUUGAAAGGAGAAUGGGAGACCCGAGAUCAGAAAUUAAUCCCUUAUCAAGCUUACAUCAAGGGGUUGAUAGAGUAUUUUGAUUUUAUAACAUUUCAGCUCAUUCCUCGUGAAGAUAACCAAUUAGCCGAUGCUUUAGCUACCCUAUCAUCAAUGUUUGAGCUUGUUCUAGACAGAGAACUACCAAUGAUCAAAAUGGAGAGUUGUGAGGACUUAGUGUAUUGUCAUUUCAUCGAGGAGGAGUCAGAUGGUAAACCUUGGUAUUUUGAUAUCAAACAUUAUCUUGAAACUCGAGAGUAUCCUGAAAGGGCAACCGACAAUGAUAAAAGAGCUUUAAGAAGACUGGCUGCUAGUUUUAUUUUAAAUCGGGAUGUCUUGUACAAAAGAAAUCACGAUAUGGUUCUCCUCAUAUGUGUGGAUGCAAUAGAAGCCGAAGUGAUAUUGAAAGAUGUUCAUGAGGGCACUUUUGGCACACAUAUGAAUGGGCAUUCAAUGGUCAGAAAGAUUUUGAGGGCUGGUUAUUUUUGGUUAACCAUGGAAAAUGAUUGUUGUAGGCAUGUGAGGAAGUGUGAGAAAUGCCAAGUAUAUGCUGACAAUAUUAACACGGCACCCACAACCCUAAAUGUUUUGACAUCACCAUGGCCUUUUUCAAUGUGGGGAAUAUAUGUUUUUGGAGCCAUAGAACCAAAAGCAUCAAAUGGACAUCGCUUCAUUUUAGUUGCAAUUGAUUACUACACCAAAUGGGUAGAGGCGGCCUCUUAUGCCAGUGUGACCAGAAAAGUAGUGCCAAAUUCAUAA
Vigna unguiculata (cowpea) is the source of this 1413-nucleotide messenger RNA. RefSeq lists its product as uncharacterized. Lineage: Eukaryota; Viridiplantae; Streptophyta; Magnoliopsida; Fabales; Fabaceae. The record is from RefSeq and is a predicted model, not a curated record.